Molecule: messenger RNA, 1645 nt
Organism: Brassica rapa (field mustard)
Lineage: Eukaryota; Viridiplantae; Streptophyta; Magnoliopsida; Brassicales; Brassicaceae
Product: DDB1- and CUL4-associated factor 13
Biological process (GO): maturation of SSU-rRNA from tricistronic rRNA transcript (SSU-rRNA, 5.8S rRNA, LSU-rRNA)
Cellular component (GO): small-subunit processome; nucleolus
Molecular function (GO): protein binding
Source: RefSeq, a predicted model, not a curated record
UCUAAGCACAACAAUACAAGCUUCAUCACCUCUCAAAAACCUCUCAAUCUCUAGGGUUUUUCCUGUCUGCAACCAAAUAUCUUUAGCUCACAUUCUCUCUCUCUUUCACCGUUACUCUCCGCCGUGAGCUUUCGUAGUCGUAAACAAUGAGGAUCAAGACUAUAUCGAGAUCGGUUGAUGAGUUCACUCGAGAAAGAAGUCAGGACCUUCAGAGGGUGUUUCACAACUUCGACCCGAGUCUCCGACCCAUGGAGAAGGCGGUUGAGUAUCAGAGGGCACUUACAGCUGCCAAACUUGAGAAGAUAUUUGCAAGGCCGUUCGUAGGAGCAAUGGAUGGGCAUCGCGAUGGAAUCUCGUGUAUGGCUAAGAACCCUAAUUACUUGAAGGGUAUCUUCUCCGCUUCUAUGGAUGGAGAUAUUCGCCUUUGGGAUAUCGCUACGAGGCGUACGGUUUGCCAGUUUCCUGGUCAUCUAGGUGCUGUGCGUGGUCUUACAGUAUCAACCGAUGGCAAUGUUUUGGUUUCUUGCGGAACUGAUUGCAAUGUUCGUUUGUGGAGUGUUCCUCGUCCUUCGCUUGAAGACUCUGACCUCUCAUCUGAAAAAUCUACUGAGCCAUCUGCGGUCUAUACCUGCAAGAAUGCGUUAUUGGCUGUUGAUCAUCAGUUUGAAGGAGAUCUUUUUGCUACAGCCGGAGCUCAACUUGAUAUAUGGAAUCAUAAUAGGUCUCAGCCAGUCCAGAGUUUCACGUCUGGAAGUCACUCUGUAAUAUCUGUCCGGUUUAAUCCUGGAGAGCCUGAUAUAUUGGCGACAUCUUCUGGCGAUAACCACAUAUCCAUUUAUGAUAUCCGCAUGUCUUCUGCAGCGAGGAAAAUUCUCAUGAGGACCAAAACAAAUUCAAUUGCAUGGAACCCUAUGGAGCCUAUGAACUUCACAGCUGCAAAUGAAGAUGGCAAUUGCUAUAGCUUUGAUGGUAGAAAGAAUGAAGAAGCAAAGUGCGUGCAUAAAGAUCAUGUUUCUGCUGUGAUGGAUAUUGAUUUUUCACCAACUGGUCGUGAAUUCGUUACCGGUUCGUAUGAUCGAUCCGUGAGAAUCUUCCCAUACAAUGGAGGACACAGCAGGGAAAUAUACCAUACGAAGAGGAUGCAGAGAGUAUUCUGUGUCAAGUAUAGCAGUGAUGCUACCUAUGUUAUAUCGGGCAGUGAUGACACUAAUCUCAGGCUGUGGAAGGCCAAAGCAUCAGAGCAACUAGGAGUUAUUCUUCCAAGGGAGCAGAAGAAGCAUGAGUACAAUGAGGCGGUGAAGAAUCGGUACAAGCAUCUUCCUGAGAUCAAGCGUAUUGUCAGACACAGGCACUUGCCGAAACCUAUAUACAAAGCAAAAGCGGAAAGCAGAGCCAUGAACGAUGCGAAGAGAAGGAAAGAUGACCGUAGGAAAGCUCAUAGUGCCCCAGGAACAGUUGUCACUGAAUCUCAUCGGACAAGAAGGAUCAUCAAAGAAGUGGAGUGAAUCUAGUUUUCUAUCUCGUUUUGUUCUUGUUUCCUUUGUUGGUAUUGAAACAUGAGGGCUUGUGAUAGGAACGUGGAACAUUUUUGCUGUGUUGUAAGACUCUCUAUGCUAUUAUAAGUUACGCCCAUUUCAGGUUCAUA